Messenger RNA from Amaranthus tricolor (Joseph's coat), 1888 nucleotides. Its product is annotated as probable protein phosphatase 2C 48. The record is from RefSeq and is a predicted model, not a curated record. The coding region runs from base 651 to 1820 and encodes 389 amino acids. The transcript is spliced from 4 exons. Gene Ontology annotation, biological process: protein dephosphorylation. Gene Ontology annotation, molecular function: cation binding; protein serine/threonine phosphatase activity. Lineage: Eukaryota; Viridiplantae; Streptophyta; Magnoliopsida; Caryophyllales; Amaranthaceae.
UAUGUCCCUUUUUCCCCAACAAAACUCUAAAUCAUCUUAGAUUUCAUCAGAAAUUGAUCAGAAAAUCUUUUAUAAAAAAUUCAAGAAAAACCCAUUACUUAUCUUGUUGUCCCCAUUUCAUCCCAUUAAUUUCAGACAAAAAACGAAAUUAAUUUUUUUAUAUUUUUUACAGCUAAGAAUCUUGUUACCAAAAAAUCAGACAAAUGGAGAAAAACCAGGUUCAAAGUACCCAUUAAAUGGUUCAAAGUACCCAACAAGAAAACACUAUCAAAUCUUAUAUUCUUUUCUUCUUUUUCAGAACCCAUCUUGAAAAUUUAUACCCAUUAAUGAAAAACAGGAUAAAUAAUGUCUAUUUUGGUACUAGGGUUUGUUUUUUGAUGGGGUAAACCUAAAAAAACAAAAAAAAUUGAUCACAUAUUAAUUAUAGUUCAUCUUGAUGAGACAAUGCAUGCAUGUUAGUAUUAAAAUAUUUCAAUUAUAAAACAAAGUGUAUAUAUACAUAUACAUAUAUUGUUUUAUAACAAUUGAGUAAAAAAAAUUCAGCUAUUAUUUCAGUUGAAGUAAGUACUGCUUUCUUGUUCUCCAAAAAUUUUGGGUUCGAUUUUCGGUUUAAUUUUUUUUAGCCCUUUUCUUCCGUCAGCCUAAAUAUAAUGGUGUUUUCUUGUUUGAAGCCAUUUUGGGAAGGUUAUAAUGUGGAUAAUGAGAAAAGAGAUUCAAAAGGGAAAGUGAAAGGUUUAAUGUGGUAUAAAGAUUUAGGAGAACAUAUAUAUGGGGAAUUUUCAAUGGCAGUUAUGCAAGCAAAUGAAGUAGUAGAAGAUAGGAGCCAAGUAGAAUCAGGCCCUUUUAGUUCUCUAAGUGAUGGCCCCACUGGCACUUUUUUUGGUAUCUAUGAUGGUCAUGGAGGUCCUCAAGCUGCUUGUUUUGUCAAUAAUAAUCUUUUUCAAAUUUUUAAAAAUUACGUACAAGAGCAAGAAGUAACAGAAGAAGUAAUAAAGAAAGCAUAUUUGGCAACAGAUGAGGAGUUUCUAAAAAUAGUAAAGAAAGAAUGGAUAGAAAAGCCACAUUUAGCAUCACAAGGAACAUGUUGUUUGGUUGGAAUAAUAUGUAAUGAAAAAUUAUAUGUGGCAAAUGCUGGAGAUUCAAGGGUUGUAUUGGGAAGAUUAGAUAAUAAAAUAUGUUCAACAAAAGGGUUGAGAGCCAUGCAAUUAUCUACUGAUCAUAAUGCCAAAAUGGAAACUGAAAGAGAAGAACUUCAAUCUUUGCAUCCUCAUGAUCCUGAUAUUGUUGUUCUUAAGCAUAAAGCUUGGCGUGUCAAAGGCAUUAUUCAGGUAACAAGAUCAAUAGGUGAUGUAUACUUGAAAAGUUCAGAGUUUAGCAGAGAGCCACUACCAGAAAAAUACAUAGUUCCAGAAGGUUUUAACAAGCCUAUUUUAAGGGCUGACCCAUCAAUAUCAAUAUUAAAACUUCAACCAGAAGAUCGUUUUCUUAUUUUUGCUUCUGAUGGUUUGUGGGAUCAUCUUAGCAACCAGGAAGCUGUUGACAUUGUCUACAAUUAUCCUCGAAACGGUAUAGCAAGGAAAUUGGUAAAAGCAGCACUACAUGAAGCAGCCAAUAAAAGAGAAAUGAGAUAUUGUGACCUAAAAAGGAUUGAAGCUGGUAUUAGAAGGCAUUUUCAUGAUGAUAUUACUGUUAUUGUUGUCUUCUUAGAUGACCUUCAAAUUAGAUCCUCUUUUCUUAAUAAUGCUGAUCAUUUCAAUUUUUCUAUCAAAGGUGGGGCUGAUCUCUUAGAUUACCACAAUAAUAUUGAUCAUUUUUAUUAAUUUAUUUAUUACUCGAUUUUUUCUUUUUUUAUUUAAUUGCCUAAUUCUCAAUUAAUAUUAAAACAUUA